CCCUUCGGCCUCAUGAUGAUGGCCGGGGCCCACGGGACGAGAGGGCCACUCCUGCUCCUGCAGGGCGCUCUCCUCGGAUUCGUGGCAGGGAAAGAAGUCAAAUCGGCCCUGCAGAGCCUCACACCACCGAUGUCUCCCUCCGAUUUCCUAGACAAGCUGGUGGGCCGAACGUCCGGUUAUGAUGCUCGCAUUAGGCCCAACUUCAAAGGCCCGCCCGUCAAUGUGACAUGCAACAUCUUCAUCAACAGCUUCGGUUCAGUCACAGAAACGACCAUGGAUUAUCGGGUCAAUGUCUUUCUGCGGCAGCACUGGAAUGACCCCCGCCUGACUUAUUGGGAAUACCCUGACAACUCUCUCGAUUUGGACCCCUCCAUGCUGGACUCCAUCUGGAAGCCGGACCUCUUCUUUGCCAAUGAGAAGGGGGCCAACUUCCAUGAGGUCACUACAGACAACAAGCUCCUGCGCAUUUUCAGAAACGGGGGUGUGCUGUAUAGCAUUAGGCUGACUCUUAUCCUUUCCUGCCCCAUGGACCUCAAGAACUUCCCUAUGGACACUCAGAUAUGCACCAUGCAGCUGGAGAGCUUUGGUUACACCAUGAAUGACCUGAUCUUUGAGUGGGAGAAGGAGCAGGAGGCUGUGCAGGUGGCUGAAGGCUUAACACUCCCUCAGUUUAUUCUGCGGGAUGAGAAAGAACUGGGCUAUUGCACCAAAUCCUACAACACAGGGCAGUUCACCUGCAUCGAAGUGAAGUUCCACCUGGAGAGGCAGAUGGGCUACUAUCUGAUCCAGAUGUACAUCCCAAGCUUGCUGAUUGUCAUCCUUUCCUGGGUCUCCUUUUGGAUCAACAUGGAUGCUGCACCAGCCCGGGUGGGGCUGGGCAUUACCACUGUGCUGACCAUGACCACCCAGAGUGCAGGGUCUCGGGCAUCCUUGCCUAAGGUCUCCUACGUCAAAGCCAUUGAUAUCUGGAUGGCCGUCUGUCUGCUCUUCGUCUUUGCCGCCCUGCUGGAAUAUGCGGCGGUCAACUUUGUCUCGCGCCAGCAUAAGGAACUCCUGCGUCUACGGCGGAGCCAACGGCGGCAGAGGAUGGAAGAAGAGGUGGUCCGUGAGAGCCGCUUCUACUUCCAGGGCUAUGGACUGGGCCAUUGCCUGCAGCGCAUGAAAAGUGGGGCAGCCGUGGAAAGCCCCACCUGCAGCCCGCCCGCGCCAGCCUCCCUCCUGCGGGAAGGAGAAAUGCUCCGGAGGCGCUACAUGGAGCGGGCCAAGCGCAUCGACACCGUCUCCCGGGCCGUCUUCCCCUUCGCUUUCCUGCUCUUCAACAUCUUCUACUGGGUGCUCUACCGAGUGCUGCACCAAGCGGCCCCUUGAAGCCCAAGUGGUGGGACUUGCCUUGCUGGUGGCUUCCUUGGGAGCUUCUGGGCUGGAGGACAGACACGCCUUGAUUCCUUUCCCAAAUGCCACGCUGAGAAAUUUGGCAGACUUUGCAUAAGGCUCAGGUUUGCAAAAGAAAGGUAUGGGACAUGCACCACUGCUGAGCAUGAUAGGAUUUGGGGUGGCUGUAUUUCAUAAGGAGGAGCACUGGGGGGUGGGCGCCUUUCUUUUCUAGAGUUGUGCUUGAGGUCCAGGAAGCCUUGGAAGAAUUAAGGAACUGACGGGUGAAAAAGCAGCUUUGGGCCACCCAGGCUACCCUCCCUGCCCAGCUUUCCCUUACGGGGGUCCAGCUCCUAUUGGAACCCCCCCCCCAAGGGGAGCGCAUCCCUGCAAGAGUCUCACAUCACUUUGCAGCAAUUCCCAAGAGGAAAUCCCUCCGAGAGCAGCUUUUGUGGUCUGCUGAAGCCAAAGAUGUGCAGCUGCUCUAAGAGUUUCCGGCAGGGCUUUGGCUCCUGGUGGCCCCGAUGGCCCUGGGAGGGAGUGACCCUCUGAAGCCCCCGCUGCCCCCCUUUCCCACUUUGCAAAGCGGCAGCGGGCACCGUGGAACAAUUGCCUGCUGUGGUCUGGACACAGCUGCUCUUCAUGCAGCCCAAGAGGGCGUCGACUUCUGAGCAGCUGCAACGCGGGCUUUGCCCCUGUUCGGCCUGCGCUCUCUCGGUCCUCCUCACCUGCCAGUCCAGGCCUGCAGCCAGAGUCAGGAAUGGGACUCCAGGCAGCCCACUUGCAGGUCUUCAAUUUUGGACCAGCCCGGCGUCCAGGCCUGUCACAGUCCUGUUGAAUUGCACCAUGAGCC
Molecule: messenger RNA, 2224 nt
Organism: Notechis scutatus (mainland tiger snake)
Lineage: Eukaryota; Metazoa; Chordata; Lepidosauria; Squamata; Elapidae
Product: glycine receptor subunit alpha-4-like
Biological process (GO): monoatomic ion transmembrane transport
Cellular component (GO): plasma membrane
Molecular function (GO): transmembrane signaling receptor activity; glycine binding; transmitter-gated monoatomic ion channel activity
Source: RefSeq, a predicted model, not a curated record